AUGACUUACAAUGCAGUCACAGAACUCAUGACUCACGCGAAGAAACCGAAGCCAGCGCCAACAGAUAGUGCGCCCACGGACACGAUGAAUACUGUGAAGAGAGCAGCAAAGAAAGCAUGGGAUCGGAGGGACGGCCUGAUUGCGUAUAUCGAACAACCGGAGAAGAACCCUGAGGGCAAGGUAGUCGAGUACGACGACGACUUCGUGGUGAUUAACGACAAGUACUCGAAGGCGAGCGUCCACCUCCUACUCCUCCCGCGCGACCCAGCAAUCUACCACCAACACCCGCUCGAGCUCCUCUCCUCCAACCCGCAAUUCCUCGAGAAAAUACGCACCCGCGUCGAGCGCCUAAAGCAGCUCGCAGCCAGCGAACUCCGCCGCCAAUACGGCGCCUCCUCCGCUUCCGACGCCCCCUACCAAUCCGCCCUCGAGGAGCUCAUGUCCUCCGCCGACCCACCACCGCCAGACGAGCGCGCCGCCCUCCUCCCACCCGGCCGCGACUGGCUCUCAGAAAUAAAAGCCGGCGUCCAUACACAUCCCUCUAUGAACCACAUGCACGUCCACAUCAUAUCGCGCGAGAUGAACUCGCCGUGGCUAAAGCACAAGAAGCAUUAUCUGAGCUUCAAUUCGAGCUUCUUCGUGGGACUGGACGAGCUGCCGCUAGAGAAGGGGAGCCCGAGGUUUCAUCCGGGCGAUUGGCCGAAGUGGGAUAUGGUGUGUUGGCGGUGCGGAAGGAAUUUCGAGAAUAAGUUUGCGGCGCUGAAGAAUCAUCUUGGGAAUGAGUUUGAGAAGUGGAAAAAGGAGUAAGGCACUCUGGGCUGGAAUACUGGGGUAGUCAGAUUCACGGCUCGAUACCGCGAGCUUCACGAAUAUAGAAACAGAGAUACCCUUGACAACUCCGUUUUAUUAUCCCCGUAGUUAUACAAAACCGGCAACUUUUGGGGUUCGUGAUAGAGUACAUUUUCAUAUCGCCAAGAUGCUUGCCAUGUCCAGGGCGUGGCACGCAUUCUCAGCCUGCCAGAUAUGCGUCAUCCAGGGAGCCCGUCUAAAUAGCGUUCCAAGUCCCAUUGGGUUUCCUACAACGCGUCCACCAAAUAUCACGAAGCCUUCAAAAAGGCCCAUGCCACCACGACACACCCACAACAUGUUCCACCGUACAGAUUGCAUCCCCUAGAACCAUCAAUCCCUUUAUC
This is a messenger RNA of Trematosphaeria pertusa, 1193 nucleotides long. Its product is annotated as HIT-like protein. The transcript is spliced from 2 exons. Gene Ontology annotation, biological process: double-strand break repair; single strand break repair. The record is from RefSeq and is a predicted model, not a curated record. NCBI's taxonomy places the organism in Eukaryota, Fungi, Ascomycota, Dothideomycetes, Pleosporales, Trematosphaeriaceae. Gene Ontology annotation, cellular component: nucleus. Bases 1 to 807 code for a protein of 268 amino acids. Gene Ontology annotation, molecular function: single-stranded DNA binding; mismatched DNA binding; double-stranded RNA binding.